This is a messenger RNA of Amyelois transitella, 6905 nucleotides long. RefSeq lists its product as uncharacterized. The transcript has 12 exons. The coding region runs from base 232 to 2895 and encodes 887 amino acids. Gene Ontology annotation, cellular component: cell junction; plasma membrane. NCBI's taxonomy places the organism in Eukaryota, Metazoa, Arthropoda, Insecta, Lepidoptera, Pyralidae. The record is from RefSeq and is a predicted model, not a curated record. Gene Ontology annotation, biological process: positive regulation of hippo signaling.
AAGUCGGGAGCGCGUCGUGUCGCCUGACCGCCCGCACCACCCCAUUUCUUAUACUAUAACCUCGUUACUCUGACGUAUACCAGCCGACGACGCCCGUGCACUGAAUACGAAGCCAGUGGCGACCAAACGCAACGGAUUGUAGUGUUCACACGGAGAUAACCUUGCCCGCUGCAUCUAUUAUUCAGUGACUGCGCUAACCUAUAGCCAGGAUGGCGCCCUUCACAGGUAAUCAUGAGGAUCAAACAAGUGAUUGACAACGGCAAUGUAGCGGCCGUGACUCGAAAUGAGAAUUUGUAUCAAAAAAUUACGAAUAACAGAAGUUGGCUCGUGUCUGACAACACCGAACCGAACAACGUGUUCAGAAAUUUAAACGGUUUUGACAACUUCACACAGAAUUACUUCAACACCAGUGAAUACCGCGAGAAUUUAGAAGAUAACACGCCGAUACAGACUUCUGAACAAGGCACGAAUCCAGAUGAACUUGCCGUAUGUAACAAGCAGUAUAGAAUUAACAACCAAGGUUACGUGAACUUUACGAGGCCAAAUUUCAAGGAAAUAACAAAUCUGGAGGAGAUACAAGCAACUAUAGAGGUUUCUGAUGCAUCUUCAAAUUAUUCGCCAAUUGAAGAACAAGCUUUCGAUAACUCAGAUUCUGAUGAGAUGUCAGAAAACGGAAUACAACCCGUACCCAGGGGCAUCGUGAAUCCAAAUUAUCCAGGCUUCCAACACUUGGCGCAUACAUUACAGGAUUACUCUUCAAACAUAGAAAACUUUUAUUAUUCCGAAAAUGAUAUGACUGACGAUGAUGUAGAGAUAACAGAAAUAGGCUACGAAAAUGAAACUAACCAAAAUGAAAUAGUAACUGAAUUAGAAAAUAUUAAUAAUAAUAACAACUACCCAAGGAGUGAAAACAACGAGGCUAAAUUUUAUCCUUUUCAAAAUGACACAUUCACUCAAAUUAAAAAAUUAGAUAGUCAUAUUUUGCAAAGUGAAAUACCCGAUCUUAUUAAAAAUAUUUCUCAGAAUGCUAACAACAAUAAUGAUGAAAAGAUUAGCUGUAGCUCUAACUACUCUGAUGCUGAUUUUGAAAACAAUUUAAAUGCUAAAAACAUUAUAGGAGACUUCAAUAAAGAAAUUGAAGAUGAAAUUAAACAACUAUUAAAUUAUAAUAUAAAUAUACAGAAUGAUCUUGAAGAAUUAAGAAAAGAUAUUAAAGAUACAUUUGCAAAACCUAUUGAAACUACAAUAAAUAACAUCAGUGACGUAGUGAAUCAUGUUAUCAAAAAAUUAGUAGAAACACAAUGUGAUGAAAAUGAUUUGAACAAAGAGCCAUCCACAGAAUAUAUUACAGAAAGAGAAGAAGCUGAAGACGUUUGUGAUAUAAACAAAGAAAAUGAAACAAAUACCAGAACCGAAAUGAAUCUCAGCAGGCCUACAUUUCUGUUAAUAGAAAAUACCAAUAGUACAAUAGCUGAUGCAUUUCUAUCAGAUGCAAAAGAUGAUAUUAUCAUAUAUGACACUGAGUACGACACGGAUAAACUAAGUCUAAAUGUUGAAAAUACAAUUAAACAAUUAAGUACAGAACUUAGAAAAAUUAUUCCCAAGUUAGAUGAAAUGCGUGAACGAGAUAAACUAUGGAGCACAUGUAUCAAAGAACCAGUUCCAGCAGUGGUUACAGAUGGGAAUUCUAAUGAAAUCGCCAGUUCCUCGAAAUCGUUUGAUUUACCUUCAAUCAACAUACAGUGUAAAAAGGGAAGUAAUAAAAAAAUUUCGCCGCACAAUAUCUUAACAAAUAACUGCAAUGAAGCCAAAAAUGAAUCGAAAUUUCCAAGAGAACAACAUAUAGAAACACUAUCAAAGAAGAGUUGUAGCCAAAAUGCUCAAACUACCACAUCCGUCCGUAACAAAACCAACAGUUUUAAAGACUGUGAUCUAGGGAGCUUUGACGUAUACAAUAUUGAAACUGCUUUGCCAAAACUAGACCUGGACGCCAUUGAAAAUCAUCUAAGAGCAGCCAAAGAAGCUGAAAGGCAGAAACGCAAUGAUAGGGAAGAAAUUAGGCGAAGGCUAGCAAUGGGCGCUGACGCAGAAGAGUACUAUAGCUUAGGUCAUACAGAACGGCCUGGGAAGAAACCAAGUCUACAUUCCCGGCUCCAAAAUGGGAUGAAUCUACAAAUUUGUUUCAUGAACGAGACAGCAUCAGACAAUGAAUCUCAAGCAUCUGACCUAGACAAAAGUUACAGUAGUAAAUCUUCAUCCCGGACAAGCCUUUUUAGCAAAUCAAGCUACAACCAUCCUUAUCAGACAAGACCAUUGUCAGUGAACAUUACCAAAAAUGACAAAAUAAGUACUGUACAAAGUGGAACCAAGUUGCGUCCAACAUCUUUGAUGUCAAAAUCAUCAAAAUCUCGAUCGUCCCAGUCAUUGGGCCACAUAGAGUUAAAAGAGUCUGACUUCUAUGCUUUACAAGCCACUUUACAAACUGAGGCUCGAAUUGCACUGGCACAGGCAAAAGAAAUGGCUCGUAUUCAAAUGGAGCGUGAGCGGCGAAGUCGGCCCGUGUCGCCCGUGACGGAGAUGCUGCGCCGCAGCAUGGAGAAGGCCAACGCCCCGCUCGCCCCCGACCGCCGCCGCGUGUCGCGACAGCUACUCACUGACAUGAACAUAGCUCAAUUACAGGUGAUAGUGAACGAACUGCACUCUCAGAUCGAGUCGCUGAACGAUUCGCUGGUCAAGUUGCUGAUGGCACGCGACGAGCUGCACAUGGGGCAGGACUCCAUGCUCGUCGAUAUUGAGGACCUGACUAGAUACUUGGGAGUUAAAGAGCAGACAAAGAAGACCAAAGGAACUUCAAAAUCGGGCGUACGGAGACUAACUUCAUUAGUGCACAAAUAAUUACACGAUAUUUAAUGUUAAGUCUUAAUGCAACUAUUUACUAUGAGAAAAUACUGGUUGCUAUUUAGCUGAGUAUAUUGCGACGAGAGAUGUCCUAUUAACUGUUUACCUAAGAGCUAUGUUUAAAGCAUUUUGACGUUUUCAGUGAUAUGUUUAGUCAGAUGUUCAAUACCGAGGCAUGAAAUAGGGUUGUGCUGUCUGUGUCGCACUGCCGCCACCAUUUACCAAAUGCCUAUUCUGUGAUCAGCUAUAUCGGUACCCGAAUACAUACUUUAAGUAUAUACCGAGAGCGAAUCGUAAAAUACCUGUACAAAUGAGAGUAAGCGUUAUAUUAAUAUUUAAUACCAAAUCAUCGACAGCAAAAGAGGCACAUACAGUCAAAGCGACCUUGGAAAUAUUUAGAGGCUAUUUAUUCCUUAGUACGCGAAAUUAACUAAUAUUAAGAAGUGAAGACAUGGCCUUGUACUUUACAAGGCCAAGAUUAGUAAGUUAUUGAAGAUUAUUUUUUUUGGUUUUAUUGAAACGCUUAUAAUAUUUUGAGACACUACGAAAACAAUGCAAAACAAUGUGUAGCUAAUUUAACUAAAUAACCAAACAUUUACAUGUAAUUAAAAUGCAAGUUUACAGUCUUGCUUGUUUAUCAAGGUACGCCCAUCCCUUGCCUUGCAAUGAUGUAUAUUUUUAGGUCAAAUUACUAUUAACGUAACUACCUUUUACCUGAGGUGUUGUUCCAGUGGGAAUUUCUAGAAAAAAACUUCGGGUAAACCACUAAACUAACAGACUUUCGGCUUGAUAAUAUUAAAUAUGGAUAAAUAUGAUAUUGCAAACUGCGGGUCGCCUAAUCUAUAUAUUAGACCCUAUCGUAUCUAUCGUAGAAAAUCAAGGAUCAUUAAAAGGCUAAGGGCCGUUUAUAACUAAACAUUUGUAUGCUGUUGAAUGAUUAAGGUGUAAUUAAUGUCUAAUAUUUACAUAAAACAUGUUAUUAUCUAUGUUAUAUUAUACAUCAUAAGAGCCUUUUGAACCGCUGUAUAUAAAUACUAGUGUCAAUCUAACUUUAAUCUUAUAUUUAUAACUCCGUCGCAGUUUUCUGUCUUUAAAACCUACAAUUAUAAAAUGUUAAUGUAUAUUCACAUAAGCGUUAAUGUCUGCUUUAAGAUAGAUAUUAUUAGCCCACCUAGAAAUAUUAAAUAUUUUGUGAUUUAUCGCAGAUUAGAGGAAAAUAUUUUUUCAAUAUAGUGCUCAUUAUAACAAUCUGUGAAAGGAUCGUCCUACUGUUUGGGGUUAUUUAAUUUGAUCUUGUUUUGAACAUCUAUAAAAAUAUGAAAUAUAUUGGCUCGUAACUCACACAUCACAGUAAUCACAGAAAAGGAACUGUAGAUCUGGACGCUAUAUACAAUUUCUUGAAUUGAUCCUGAUUAAAGCGUAGUAGUAGUAGCAAGACGAUCCUUUCAGAGAAUUAGUGUAUUCACAUAAAUGUAGGUAGGUAGAAAAGCACAUUAAAGAAGCGUGAACAUAAAGAGGCUUGUUCAAUGAGUAUGGACAUUUAAACAAAGAGGAAUUACAUAUUCAAUGCCUUCAGGUGUACAUGGAAACGGAAACCAAACAAUUGCAAAAUGGAAAUUAUUGGGUUGGCGACGAAAUCUUUUUUUCAUAUUGUAGCGAAAUGAACAUCUUUCUAAUUUCGACAUUCAAAAACCUAUUUUAUAUUGGAUUUAAGAUAUAAAUCUUAAGAAUCAGAGGUGGAGUUGGGGUCUCAAAUUUUAAUUAUCAGUCAGUGUCACACUGCAACAUUAUACUUUGUUUGAAGUUCCCUUGAGCAACAGGAACCAUUAAGAUUAAUAACUGUAAUAUUUUUCUUUACUGAUAUAUCUAUUUGGCUCAAUAAAGUGUUAAAUGAGUAAAUAAAAUUGUUGAGGGAAAUAAAAAAGAAUAAAAUAAACACAACAAUCACAUCAUGGCAGUUUUAAAAUAGUUAAAUAACAGGAGAAAUGGCAAAUUGGAUAAAUUCACAUAAUAUAAAACUUUACUAUAUUUGGUAUUAAAAAAUCCAGUCCCUUCUAUGUCAGGUAUGUCUUAAUAGAGUUAAAAAUUUUUUCAUCAUACAGUGUGGUUCCCGGCACCGAAAUAAAAAAGAAUAGCACCACUCUAUCUCUUUUCCAUUGAUGUCGUAAAAGGCGACUAAGAGAUAGGCUUAUUUAUUUGGGAUUUCUCUUUUAGGCGAUCGGCUAGCAACUUAUCACUAUUUGAAUCUCAAUUUCAUCACUGAGCCGGGCAGCUGGGCGUGGCCUUUUAGUCUUUAGAUGACUGUUGGCCCUGUCAUCUCUAAGGGGAUAUAGACGUGAUUGUAUGUUAUGUUAUAAAGCUAGUCUGUUAUCAUUUAUAUCGAUAGAUAGUUAUCGAUACUCAAUCUAACAGGAAUGUCCUCUCCUUGGUUAUUUUAUAUAUAUGUAUUUCAAGAUCGAUAUGUAUCUUAAUCAUAAAUUAAUUAUUUCCAUAGAGUGCCGUUUUAAAUGCUUUUUGAAACUAUUUAUAAGAUUGGUGUUAUUCCAGGGUGAAUUGUCUGUUAAAGGGGAAAAACUACAAAGAUUCUGAUCACAAUAUAUAUAUAUAUAUAAGGAGUUCAUUACACUGAUCAAUCUAUUAGUUUGUAACAACUAUGCAAAUUAUGUCAAGAAGACGGGACUCGACUUUUAUAUGGUUAUGCGUAGCUCCAAAUUAAUACAAAAUGUAUUGCUGGGAUUACGCAUUCUUGCUUUUGUAAUAAAAUUAGUAGUUAGAUGAAUUAUUGUGUAUAUUUUGGUUUGCCUGAACGGGAUCUCGUGUUGUUUUUUACCACAUAAGUAAUAUCAAAAAAACUUGAUUAUGAUAUUGGUUAGUGUGCUAGUUUCUUUUAACUAUAGUUACCAUAUCUUUAGACAUAAUAAUCAUUUAUUUUUUCUCCUUUUUAUUUAGAACUGGUUUAAGGGAUUAAAGGAUACUGAAAGUGUCUUUUCAAACUGAUUUUUAUUUCAUGAUAAUAUUUUUUUGAAGGACUGUUUCGAGUCCUCGCUUUAUUCCUUUUAUUUAUAAAAAUCCUGCUUAUAAAUAACGUACUAACUAACGUCCUGCACACACGUGUAUAGUGAAGUAGGUAAUUAUACGAUCACGUAUUCCAUACGUUAUUUAUAGGUAUGUACUUACAUGAGCAAAGCAGCUGCGAAUAUGUCAUGUAAACAUCUGUAUCCAUGAUAUAAUGAUUACAAACGCGUGAAAGCUAUGACAACUAGUUAAAGCCCGAUUGUGUCGAGAAAAAAAAUCCAAAUUCAUUUUUUUUUCUAUGUUACGGUUUUAGUAAAAGCCAGAUUUUCAACUAAAACUUCGUUUUUACAUCAUGCAACCCUAUCUUUUAUGAAUUAUGAGAAUUAAACUUUAUGAGUACCAUUUUCAAAUAUCAUCGCGUCUUGAUGUGAGCAACUCUUAUUGAGAAUCUAGUACGAAAUGUGUUUACGUUGACAUUUUCAAACCAUUAUCAGUGAUGUUGUCAUUGGCUAAUUGGAACAGCAUAUGUAUAGUACAGUUAUAUUUUGCAAUUCUUAUUACUAUCCUCGGCAUUACAGUUUAAUAACAGCCAUUGAGAAUAUCAGAAACUUUGUGCAUUUUAAAUGAUCGCCUAUAAGUACGUGUAAAUGUCUGCAACAGAGUUGGGUUUAGGGUGGUAUUAUUUUACCAAAUCUCCCAAAUUUUGUUUUACGCGAAGUCAAUUUAGAUACUCUAGAAUAAAUGAUGGACAUAAGAGUGAGAAAAAUAACAUAUCUAAUGUUAUUUUUCUCCUCAAAAAUAUGUUACUUUCCAUUUGUCUACAUUGAAAGAUAAUUUUAUGUCUGAAUCCGGCGCUGUUGUUCUAGCAGCUGAGCGUAGGCAGUAAAUUAACCGUACUUAGCAGUUGUAUGAGAAUGCUUGGCGUGCUUGAGAAUUUUACCGACAUGUGAUAAAUACAAUGGAAUCAUUCUAAAUAAAGAGGAAAGUGUUAA